AAAUUCAGCGUCAGCUACGUCAGUUGGCUAAAUCUGGGGGAAAAUCCGAAAUCACUACAAAAAAAUUAAAGAAAAAAAUGUUUCUCUUGCUUUUUAUUGUGCAUUGUAUUUAUUUAUGGUGCUAAUUAGAGCGCAAAAAAUGGAGGGGUUAUAAUAAUGAUCUCCUUUUUGCUAUCACUGCCAAACUUUUUCGUUUUCAAUCAAAUGAGCGAUAAUUAGGCGCAAAAAUGUCUUGUAAUUACGCCGAUGGAUUGUCUCCUUACGAGCAUAAGGGUGUGUUAGGGGCCCCUGAGCGUUUUGAACCCCCUGAGAGGGUGCAAGAAAAGUGCGAAAUGUUAGCUGACUGGAUUCGAAACGCAAGACAUGUCGUACUGCACACAGGUGCAGGUAUUAGCACUUCUGCAGGUAUUCCAGAUUUCAGGGGGCCUAAUGGAGUCUGGACUUUGGAAAAGCAAGGCAAGAAGCCAAACAUUGAUAUCUCUUUCAAAGACGCGAUUCCGACGAAAACCCACAUGGCUAUAAAAAAACUGGUUGAAGAAAAUUACGUCCAUUACAUAAUUAGCCAAAAUAUUGACGGUUUGCAUCUGAAAAGUGGAAUCACCAGGAAAUACAUUGCAGAAUUGCACGGAAAUAUGUUUGUUGAACAAUGCAAUUUUUGCGACAGCCAGUUUGUGCGGAAUUUGCCAACUGCGACUGUUGGAAAAAAAUGUCUCGAGAUUAAUUGUAAGAGGAUACUGAGGGGGAGACCUUGCAGGGGGAAACUGUGUGAUACAAUCCUUGACUGGGAACACAACUUGCCUGAAAAAGACUUGGAAAUGUCAGACUACCACUCCAGUGUGGCAGAUUUAAAUAUUUGUUUGGGCACUACUUUACAAAUCGUUCCGAGCGGAAAUUUGCCACUCAGGUGCAAAAAGUUCGGGGGGAAAGUUGUCAUAAUCAACUUGCAACCUACAAAACACGACAAAAAGGCUGAUUUAAUAAUUAACACUUAUGUUGACGAUGUGUUGGAAAAAGUCAUGAAGAGAUUGGGAUUAGAAAUCGUCGAAUAUUGCGAAAAAGGCGAUCCUACAGUGAAUUCUCUUGAAGGACUUAAUUGGAACAUCACAAAAUGUAAUAUUAAAGAAGUCAAGGCGCUGUAUGACUUGUACUGUAAGAAAACAAAGAAGAGAAAACUGGAAAUGAAGAAACAACGUGACUCUAAGACGAAAAAAGAAGAGAAAACCGAAAUCAUUGAUUUAAUGUAACAUUUAUACUAAAAAUAAAGAUACGAAACCGG
Molecule: messenger RNA, 1276 nt
Organism: Tribolium castaneum (red flour beetle)
Lineage: Eukaryota; Metazoa; Arthropoda; Insecta; Coleoptera; Tenebrionidae
Gene: Sirt6
Product: Sirtuin 6
Exons: 5
Coding region: 228-1244 (338 amino acids)
Biological process (GO): negative regulation of transcription by RNA polymerase II
Cellular component (GO): nucleus
Molecular function (GO): transcription corepressor activity; histone H3K9 deacetylase activity, NAD-dependent; NAD+ binding
Source: RefSeq, a predicted model, not a curated record